AUGUGCAAGACGAAGGAGUUAGUGGCACUUUUGCUUGUGGCUGUGCAAAUUCAAAACGUCAAGCCCGUGAUUCAUACGCUCAAGUAUAUCCGCAUAGGGUCAUCUCAAAUUCCAAACUUCCCAGAGUACUUGAGUGUCGGUUAUGUUGACGGUGUUCAAAUUACCAACUAUGACAGCAAGAGCAAGAAAUUACGACCUAAACAGGACUGGAUGAACAAAAUCACAGCCGAGGAUCCGCACUUCUGGGAAAGAAACACACAGAUCAAUAUCGGUGCAGAGAAGGUCUACAAAGUCCGCAUUGAAACUGCUAAAGAGCGCUUCAACCAAACUGGAGGUGUUCACAUGGUCCAGGUGAUGUAUGGCUGCGAAUGGGACGAUGAGACCGGCGAAGUGGACGCUUGGGUACACUUUGCUUAUGACGGAGAAGACUUUAUAUCGUUUGAUUUGAAGGGACUGAGGUGGAUCGCGGUCAAGCCGCAAGCUGUCGUCACCAAACACAAGUGGGAACAAUCGGACAGCUUUAAUCAAUGGCAAAGAUAUUACUACACUGAGGAAUGUCCUUCUUACUUGAAGAAGCACGUUCGCAAUGGGAGGGACUUCCUCAUGAGAACAGAGCUUCCGCGGAUCUCCCUGCUGCAGAAGACGUGGCGGUCGCCGGUGACAUGCCACGCCACGGGUUUCUACCCCAGGGAGGCCGCCCUGUUUUGGAAGAAGGACGGCGAAGAGCUCUUUGAGGAUGUGGAGAUGGGCGAGACCCUCCCCAAUCACGACGGAACCUUCCAGACCACCGCCGACCUCAAAGCGGUGGAUGCCAAGGCCAAAUACGAGUGCGUUUUCCAGCUAGCCGGCGUCCCGGAGGACCUCGUCGUCCCGCUGGACCCCGCGAAGAUCCUGAGCAACGAGCGCAUUGAAGCGGAAGAAAGGAGGAAGACAGCGCUGGCCGUCACUGUCCCGUUGGUGCUCCUGGCCCUGAUUCUCACGAUCAUCGUCGUCAUUGUCAUCAAAUGCAGAAAAGUCAAAUACGCUCCAGCUGCUAAGUCAAAAUCUUUCCUCGGAGCCAAUUCUGAGCAAUCUUCCUCCAAGAGUGCUUCCGAGGCCGCUUCUCCGACCGCCGAGACCCCUUUAGCCGAGCCCGCUCCCGAGUGA
Messenger RNA from Nerophis lumbriciformis (worm pipefish), 1146 nucleotides. The record is from RefSeq and is a predicted model, not a curated record. Lineage: Eukaryota; Metazoa; Chordata; Actinopteri; Syngnathiformes; Syngnathidae.